Miscanthus lutarioriparius is the source of this 1617-nucleotide messenger RNA. Lineage: Eukaryota; Viridiplantae; Streptophyta; Magnoliopsida; Poales; Poaceae. The record is from the annotation of a GenBank genome assembly.
AUGGACGCAAAGAAGAAACGCGUGGCGAUCGUCGGAGCCGGCCCAAGCGGCCUGGCGGCAUGCAAGCACGCGCUGACCAAGGGCUUACGCCCCGUGGUCUUCGAGUCCGGCACCGCCGUCGGCGGCGUGUGGAACCGGACGCUGGCCUCCACGAGGCUGCAGACGCCGGCGUCCGCCUACCGGUUCUCCGACUUCCCCUGGCCGCCGGCGUCCGCGGACGACGAGGGGCUCUCCUUCCCGCGCCACGACCAGGUGGCGGAGUACAUGACCGCGUACGCGCGGCGCUUCGGCGUCCUGGAGCGCGUCCGGUUCGGCUGCAGGGUGCUCGGCGCCAGCUACGUCGGGGCGACGGAGCAGGAGGUGGCGGCGUGGGAACGCUGGUCCGGGAAUGGCGAGGCGUUCGGCGACGGCACGGGCGAGUGGCACCUCACCGUGCGGCACGGCGACGGCGACGGCGACGGCGACGGCGAGUCGGAGGGCGGCAGCACUCAGAUCUACAGGUUCGAUUUCAUAAUCCUCUGUAUCGGGAGGUAUGGCGUGGCGAAGCUCCCGACGUUUGCUGACGGGAGAGGCUCCGAGGUGUUCCGCGGGCGAGUGCUCCAUUCCAUGGAGUACUCAGCCAUGGCGCACGCGGACGCCGCCGAGCUGGUCAGGGGCAAGCGUGUCGCCGUGGUUGGCGCCGGCAAGUCGGCCAUGGACAUCGUCGCGCAGUGCGCCGAGGCAAACGGUAGCAGGUACCCGUGCACAAUGGUCUACAGAAGCGCCCAUUGGAUGCUGGAUCCUAAACUUGCUAUCACCACCUCGGCUCGAUGGACCGAAUUGAUGGUUCACAAGCCCGGAGAGGGGUUCGCGCUCAGCCUUCUCGCCACGGCACUCACUCCACUGCGAUGGCUUAUCUCGAAGUUGGCCGAAGUCUACUACAAGAGGAGCAUCCCGAUGCAGGAGCACGGGAUGGUCCCGGACGGCAGCUUCUCGCAGGGGAGCCUGGGCUGGCGGAUAGGCACACUCCCGGAGGGGUUCUACGACCGGGUGGACGACGGCAGCGUGGCGCUCAGGAGGUGCCGCGGCUCCGUCGGCUUCUGCGCGGACGGCCUCGUCGUCCUGGACGACGACGACGACGCCGUGGUGGGCGCCGACGUGGUCAUCCUCUCCACGGGCUUCCACAUCGACCGGCCGCUGCGGGACGUGUUCGCCUCCCCCAGGUUCGGCGAGAUGGUCGCGCCGGACGACGGCGGCGCGGCCGCGGUGCUCCCGCUCUACAGGCAGUGCGUGCACCCGCGGGUCCCGCAGAUGGCCGUCGUCGGGUACGUCGAGAGCGGCUCCAGCAUCUACCCCUACGAGAUGAUGGCCAAGUGGGUGGCGCACCUGCUCGACGGCGCGGUCCGGUUGCCGCCCGUCCGCGACAUGGAGCGCGACGUGGCGGAGUGGGCGCGGUGGGGCCGGUGGGCGAGGCGCGCGUGCGGGGGAUUCUUCCUCAAGUCGUGCAUCGCCUGCGUCACCACGUGGUACCACGACCAGCUCUGCCGGGACAUGGGCCACCGGCCUAGGAGGAAGGCCGGCCUCCUCGCGGAGUGGCUACAGCCGUACGGCCCAACCGACUACGCCGGCAUCCAGUGA